Molecule: messenger RNA, 1631 nt
Organism: Chelmon rostratus (copperband butterflyfish)
Lineage: Eukaryota; Metazoa; Chordata; Actinopteri; Chaetodontiformes; Chaetodontidae
Gene: prrg3
Product: transmembrane gamma-carboxyglutamic acid protein 3
Exons: 3
Coding region: 6-728 (240 amino acids)
Cellular component (GO): extracellular region
Molecular function (GO): calcium ion binding
Source: RefSeq, a predicted model, not a curated record
GGAGCAUGGCGGAUGCAUUCCUCAUUGGUAAGGAUGCUCAUUCUGUGCUGAAGCGUGUCCCUCGAGCCAAUGGCUUUCUGGAGGAGUUGAGACAGGGGAACAUUGAGAGGGAGUGUGGUGAGGAGAGCUGCAGCUUUGAAGAGGCCAAUGAAGUCUUUGAGAACAAAGAGAGAACGAUGGAGUUUUGGAAAACUCGCAGCAUCUACUCAGUGAGCAGCAGCAGCGAGGGGCACUCAGAGCGUGCUGAUACUGUCUACAUGGUGGUUCCUCUGCUGGGCGUGGCCCUGCUCAUCAUCAUUGUCCUCUUCCUCCUUUGGAGGUGCCAGCUUCAGAAAGCUACUCGUCGACGGCCUGCCUAUACCCAGAACCCAUUUUUGGCCAACAACCGCAGCGCCCGUAGCCUGCCACACAUUCUGGUUCACCGGGAAACAACAGUGCACACCGAAAGCUUGCACCAGGAGUCUAGCUCAUGUACAAAUGUGGUAGUGAGUGGUUCUGAUAGAGGAGGAGGUUCCCAGGCAGACUCCUGUGUUCCCCACCAGCAGAAUGCUCUUUCCCUCUAUGUCCAGGACUCUUCCCUGUCGGUAGCCUCACAGCUGUCCGGUGCCACACCACCUCCAUCUUAUGAAGAGGUGACAGGACAGCUGGAAAGUAGUGGUGAUGAGACCUCAGCACCUUCAUACAGUGACCCCCCACCCAAAUAUGAGGAGAUCAUAAAGGAAAAAUGAAACAGACAAAAAUAAUGCUGCUAUGGCUGUUGCUAUGCCGCUCAGUCUGAAGGACGUCACAGCUGGCAAAAAAUCGGUUUCUGCCUCAGUUGGUGCUGCAGGGUGCAGGUUGCUUAAACCCAUAUAUUUUUCGACACAGUAUAACACCUUUGUUUCACUCAUGGCUGCAUUGUCAAGCCAGCCAGCCCAGUGAGUGUGUGUGACACCCAGGAUUAUUGUUCAUAGUUUACCCUAAACAUCUUGUUAGAUACUUAAUUUCUUUGAUCUCCAUUUUGCUUUGGCAAACUUUGAAUGGCAUACUUUGUCCCUGGUGCAGCCACAGCAGGGACUGAAUGUACAACAAGGUGCUGGAGAGGAUUUGGCAAGCAGGAUGCUCACUAAAAGCAGGCAGGCUUUUGUGCACAACACAGGGUAGCACUCCGGUAUUGAAGUGCCAAGCCACAGCUGGGCUUUUACACUUGCUGGACAGUUACUAUGACUGCAAGGUUUUCUUGCCAACAGGCUGGUGCUGUGUCUUAUCUGUCGGUGUACAUAUAGGAUCACUCCUUAAACGGCACAUACAUAGUCAAGAGUGGAAGCGUUGGGAUGCUGAGCCAAAGAUUUUGUUUAGUUGGGUGUUCUCAUGGUUCAUUGUUGUUUUAGAUUGAAAAGCAGUUUGAAAACCUCAACUUUAAAGGAACGACCCAUAAUCAACAGCCAAAUGGACAAACUUCAGAUAAGGUUUUUGGACCACCUCCAUACACCAGCUGUACACCACAUACACCACUUACUGUACUGCAUUUAUGUUGGGACUGCAAACUCUCACAGCCAGACAGAUUUUCCUCAUGGGCUGUGUGGAUGGUCAUUUAGCUUGAAACAACAUUUUAUUAUUAAAAAAAAUACUAAUACUUCUGGAAAAAAACA